AGCUACUCACACAUGGUAGAAAAAGUUUACUCCUGUUCUUGUUUCCCCCCUUUUACUCAGUCAAGAAGAAAUUUCUUGUGGUCGUAAUUCCCCAUCUACAUACAACUUUCAACAAUCUACGAUAAGACUGUCUUCUUACAGAUAGACACACAAAUUAUAAGAGAAACUACAAGGCACAAACUCAAAUUGUCUUCCUACAACACUUCUCAUACAAACUGUUUUCUUCCCCUACAAAAGAUCAGUUUGCUCAUUUUGCUUUUUGCGGUUCUCCCUUAUUGUUCUGUUGUUGAGUAUCUUCACAUCUAAGCUACGACAUAACGAAGUAGACCACUUCCUGUCCUUCUAGAACCAACCUACAUAGAGAUGUCAGAUCCGGCAGAACAAGCGGCUCCACCUGCUGCAGAUGCGCCAAGUGCGCCAAAUGCAGAUGCGCCAAGUGCGCCAGAUGCGCCAGAUGAUGCAGCAAAUGCAGCGAAAAAACCGAGCACAGCACUGUUGAAGAACACUCCGGAACAAGAUGCCCAAGUCGCCGCUGAUCUUGGCAACAUGGCACCGUCAAAGAAGUCUGAAGCUCCUCCAGAGGCUCCUCCCGCAAAGAAGUCUGAAGCUCCUCCAGCGGCUCCUCCCGCGAAGAAGUCUGAAGCUCCUCCAGCGGCUCCUCCAGCAAAGAAGUCGGCUCCAUUUAUGACUCCCGGAAAAAUCCCAUUUUGAGAAGCAUCUUGGGCCUCCCGUGUAAGGGGGAAGCGGGUCCCAGAUGCUUUUCAAAGUGGGAGACUCCAGGGCUGUCUAAUCCACCUGCCGCAGCAGCUCCGAAAGAAGCAGCUCCGAAAGAAGCAGCUCCGAAAGAAGCAGCUCCGAAAGAAGCAGCUCCGAAAGAAACAGCUCCGAAAGAAGCAGCUCCGAAAGAAGCAGCUGCGAAAAAACCGAUGAGCGCUGACAGCUUGUUUAAGCCUACCAAGGACGCCUUCAAUGAAGAAUGGAUGGAAUAUUUCAAGUCAUCCAAGCUACCAGAGGCUUUGCCUAUCAAGUUUGGUACUAUCAACAGCUACAAAACACAUAAGUACUACUACCUCGGUUAGCUUUCCCUCUAAAUUCUUUGGGUUUUCCCUACUGGCAAGUCAAUUUCAAUGCCCGUCUCAUCACAACAAUUGUGCUCAGGCACUAGAAGAUCCAAUAGGAUGUGGUUAUAGUCAACCAUUGCGUUGCUGCUGCAAAUUUAGAUGGACUAUAGUGCUUUUACCUAUCUUCUUGCCCUUAUUCGUGCUCUUAUAUAUGUUCCAGGGCGCGGGGCGACGCCCCCCCCCUAGCGGGUGGGGCGGGCGCCCUGGACCCCUUUUCAAGGCUUCUGCCGGCAGGGGGAAGGCCUCAAAAGGGGGCCCAGUGACCUCCCCCCUCCGCUUCCUUCCAGCUGCCUGGGUGUUCCCCAGGGGCCUCCGAUGGUGGUGGGAGGCUUCAAUAGGGGCCCAAGGGACCGCCUGCGCCCCCGUCCGGGUGCCUGCUUGUGCCCUAAGUGCAUCUGUUAGGCUUCGCCGCCGCGGCCGUGCCGCCUGUACCCUCCGGGCCCUUGGUCACCGGCUUGCUCCCUCUUGCGACCGUGGCCGCCUUCGGCGGCCUUUCACCCCGGAGACCUCCCGCCUGCGAGGGUCAGCAGAGGCCAGGAGGCCCCUCAGGAAUACGCCGAGAGGCCCAAGGGGAGGCCCGCGCCAAGUUUUGACGCCUUCCGCCACUAGAAUCCGCGAAAAAUCCGCGCGGAAAAGCGCGCGCGCGCGCCACCAGAGACCCGAUCACAGGGGGGGAGGGGGGGCCGGCUGGCCCUGCGUCAUUUAUUAGGUAGUAAAGUAGUAGGACACCAUGAUGAUACGGGCCUAGCGACGCUCCUCAAAGGGAAAGGAGUAAAGAAAAUAUUUAGCCAUCAGAGCCAUUUAUUUAUUAAAUCAUUUUAAUUUGUUUUCUCCCUGGGCAGGACGAGGUAUGUAGGCACAAGAUCAACAAGAUCGUCGUUCGGUGAUUCAAUCAUCACAGAACGACGAAAUCACCGGACGACGAUCUUGUUGAUCUUGUGCCUACAAGGUAGCACAUUCAUUUAAAUCAUUCAUUUAUGCGGGUUCAUUCAUUUCGAACCUUCAUCAUAAAAGAACUGAUGUCGACUGUAAAAAAGCUACGCUGUCUAUUCUCUUAACCAGCUGCUCACUUUCAUCCUUCUGAUCAUCGUGGAUAGGGCAUUAGAAUCUUAGAAUUUUUUUUACCAAUGAAGGUAAGCAUGAAUCGAUCUUUCUUAUUUCUUUCAACAUAAGUACUUACCCGGUUCAUUGUUCAACAUUUGCAUUUCUUUCUUCAUCUCAUCUUCCAUGCAGAUCCAUCUGGUAUUCCCUUGAACAUUGCAACACCAGGUAUUAUCGGGCCAGGAGGCAUUAGUUCCAAGUUUGUGCAAGCCGUAAACUUCUCCAACCAAAUGUGGAAAGAUGCUCUCGCGCUGCCUGCCAAGAAGGAUGCAUUGAAGAUUACCGCUUUCGGCGUCCGCGACUCGUACAACAUCUACCAGCUAGCGAGCAAGCAAAAAGCUUAUGUGGAAUCAAGGAAGGGACAGGAGGAUCGGUAUACUACUCAUUUUAUGACUUGAUGCAUGUUGUAUUCUUGGUUGAUGAUGUGCAAUAGCAAGAUGUCCUAUCCUAUUCUAUCCUAUCCUAUCCUAUCCUAUCCUAUUCUAUCCUAUCCUAUCCUAUCCUAUCCUAAUAGCAAUAUCCUAAUAGCAAUAUCCUAAUAGCAAUAUCCUAAUAGCAAUAUCCUAAUAGCAAUAUCCUAAUAGCAAUAGCUACAUUCUUUUCUUACUUUUUUUUGAAUUUUUUGAAUAGUUGCUUUAGUUUCUUCUUUUCCAAACCUCUAGAAUUCAGUGAUUAUUGUUACUGGAAGUACGUGCUGAAAGAAUAGAUAUUGAUGUGAGAAAACUUGAUCGAUUUGUUUAUUUCAGCAUUGAGUUGUUUAUUAACAUGAUUUCUAAGUCGUACUAAAAGGAACCUCCAUUAUUAUUCUUCAACAGUUUCGCCGGCGAUGUUGCUGGUCAUGAGGCAUGGGCUAACGAAGCAGACGCGUGGAUGACCGCCACAAAAUUGAUCGCGUCCAAGAAAGUCGACAUUGUCUACAUCUCUGCUUCUACCACGGCGAAAAAGGACUACGCCCUAAAGUGCCUAGAGGGCGGCAAGAGCAUCAUUUAAGGUGGUGGUCAGCUUUUGUUUCUCAAAUCUCAGCGACAUUUCUAUCGUUCUUUCUCAGCGACAUUUCGGUCGGUACUGGUACCCUUUUGUAAUGGAUACUUUAAUCUGUUGACACGGUUCUACUCGGACCUACUUUGUCCCAGCAGGUGCGGCUUGGCCGCGAAGCGGUGGACCCUCAACCUUAACCCUAACCAUCCCUUGUAAUGUAUUCUGUACACGAGGACCUCGCGAGUGGGUACUUAGAGUGGAUACUUUAAAAAUGGUGGCACACCCUUUUGUAAUUGAAAUGUAUACUUAAAAUCUGUUUCAUCCCUUGACAACACUUCCGGCUUCGUCUUCUUGACCUUUUUCUCCUCCUUCGCUGUCUAAAUCACCGUGGAGAAGCCGUUUAUGAAGGCGAAUGAUGUUGCAGAAAUUGCCCAGAAGGCGAAGGAGAAGGGGUUGCUCUUCAUGGAUGGCACGAUGUUCGCGCACUCGCCAAGACUGUUGCACCUACGCAAGCACGUUCCGACGAAAUACCUCCUGCAGACUGAAGGCUCCUUCACUUAAGGCCGCUGGUUACGUAGAUUGGAAAUUCAUCUUUUAAUAUAAUGAACAAGUUGUAGGGGAGGUGAAUUGCAGAGACAUAACAUCGAACCAGAUGCAGAAGUAGUGGCUUGAAUAGUCAAAAGUAGUCACUAAUCGUACAUCAAGGGGAACAGCGUUUAACUAUUAAUGAAGUUGUAGGGGUAACAAGUAACAUCAACAUCUUGUCACAAGAUGACAAAUCAAAAUCCUUUUCUUAUAGGGGUCGUCCUCUAGAAAUCUUCUAAUGUACUCUGUAUCGUCCGUGGUGUGAGGACACGGCGGCGGGAAAAGCGCACGCAGAUUCCCGCGUCGAUCCUAAGUUGGAGCCUCAUGGUGCUCUCGGAGAUUUGGGCUGGUACAACAUUCGGUUUGCUCUCUGGGCUUACAACUGGGAAUUGCCGGAAACGGUGCACUGCAUUCCGACAUCGACAAAGGUAUGUUGGCAACUAAGUAUCUAUUUAGACAUCGACCAAGGUAUGCUGGCAACUAAGUAUCUAUUUAGACAUCGACCAAGGUAUGUUGGCAACUAAGUAUCUAUUGUCUUUAGUGAUCAUCCUAGUUAUAGUUUAGUAGUUGUACACCAUUUAGUGAAGAAGAUGCAACGACUCAUGGUGAUGAAGCGACCCAUGGUGGGGAAGAUCCUCCUAGUCUAGCAGUGUUCAUGUUGUAGAAGUCCCUUCAAUCAAUCGAUUAUAGCAUUAACUAGCAAAAAGACUAGUGACUUGGCUCUAAUGAUAUAUUUUUUUGUUUGAAGAGAUAGAAAGAUCUAUCUUGGUCUUCUUCGGUUCAAAACAUCAUUAUAAUUCUUUGUUGAAACAAGUCGAUUAUCGUUAUUCUUGUUGAAACAAGUCGAAUCUUUUGUAUCUACGUACUACUUACCUAAGCUUACGAAGAAGAUAUUUUAUUGGUUCUUAUCUCUUCUUCUCUAAUGCUGUCCGUGAACAACGGAGUGCCGCUUCAAGCCAGCGUGUUUAUGUCCUGGGAGAACAAGGAUGGCAACGCAAAGCUUCCGCGACGAUCUUCCAACUUUACUUAAGGCGACAACUACUCCUGCAAAUCAGCAUCUUUCAGUAGUCCCAGAAGAUGAGAUAGUCCUAGUUUACUUUUACCAUUGUCUUGUAGAGGAAGAGAAAUUUUUGCAAACAUAUUGGUCCUGUGGCCCUCCCGUUUUUCAAUGGGGAAUAAAGUGGGGGCCAACUUCUUUCUCCUCCCGUUUUUCAACGGGGAACCAUAAACUGUUUCUCAAGGGAAAACGGGGACCAGGACGAUACUCACUCAGAUAAAACGGGGAAUAGACCACGGGGACCAAGACCAUGUAAAAGUAAGUUCUAAUUUAGCUGCUCGUUUGUCACCGGUGAGGGUCAGCGACAGAGUUUUUUGCUGGGCGACUACGAGGAAUUUGACGUCUCUGGUAUCGUUUCCACUGAUCAGAAGAAGCAGUACUUGGUCGAAGUGGAGGACUUCAUCGUGGCGUCGAAUCCGGCGAUUACCAACCCAACUCCGCAAUCGAUCAAAAAUUAUGAUUUUCGGUUUUUGUUUUUUCUAGUUAGGUAUGCUCCACCAACGUUAUUAAGUAUGAUUGAGUUUGAGUAUAUUCCUUGAAGUAGAAUCCACUUGUUCCUUAAUAUUCUUCAUCCAAGGAUGAAGUGGAACAGUAAGCCGCGUUGAAGCCUCUAAGAAAGGACCACAUUCGCGUGGGGGCAAGGACCAUGGGCGAUAUUGAAGAAGAGCGAGAACAUCACCACCGAAGAAAAGUUUGGUGAAACCAACUGCAUGGCCAAUUUGCCUGAUGUCGUUCUCUGUUAUGAAGAAAAACCCCAACAGUACAGUGUACCCCAUUUGCGUAUUGGUAUUGUGCGAUGUCAAGUAGAAACACCUCCAACCUGCUAUUUGAUACGACAACAAAUCCAGGAGCAUCUAGAAGUACUUGUCUCGAGCGAUGAAGACUACUAGAUAGACACCAAGAAGAAGUUUCCCUGUCUGUAAAAUAAGGGUGAAGACGUGAUUGACAACAAGAAGAUGCUCUGAUGCCUCUGAUGUCUUACUGCAGAUGGAACAUUUAGGUAGAUCUUCACAACUAGAUCACAACUAGAUCACGACUAGAUGUAGAUUAAUGGUAUGGACCAUCGAUAACAUUUGUCCCAACAUCUACUAGAGGUAUGGACCAUCGAUAACAUUUGUCCCAACAUCUACUAGAGGUAUGGACCAUCGAGGAACAUUUGUCCCAACAUCUACUAGAGGUAUGGACCAUCGAGGAACAUUUGUCCCAACAUCUACUAGAUGACGACUACUUUUUCGUUCUAAUCCUGGGUAUCGAACUUCGCGAGAAUGCAUACGAUGAGGGUUCUUGACCCGGAAGAAACCCAUACACGCGACUCAUUGGCCGAUAUCGCUUCACAGACACCGACUAAGGACAUCACGACCACGCUCACCGUACCAAUGUUCUCCAACCACCCGAAGCACUUCCGAAACAUCUCCGCGGGAAUGAAAGCUGCCAGUUACCAGACUCAAUUUUAAGGCACACUCUUGCACUGUGCAGGCGUCGAUAAAGAAGAAGAUAUUUUUGAUAUAAUUAGAUUAUGUCUUAGACGUACUUAGAAACUUACUCCCAGUAGCCACGUCUCUACGGUCAUCGUGACUACUUAGCUACUUGUCCUCAAGCGAGUCAGAAGAGUUGAAACUCCUUCUAUUAUGUUGUCAGAAUUGAAUUGUGCAAUACUAGGGUUUUGAUAUGAGGUAUACAACAUACUAGGGAGUAAAGCUAAGGAUUUGUUCUUAUUUUUCGGUUUAUCAAAAGAACACUAAAUUUUUGUGAACCCCCUACUUCCGAGCUUCCUCUUCUAACAACUGGUUUUGGACGCCGCUUGUGAGAGCUUCAAGGAUGGGCAUGAACGUGUGUACAACAAGAAGGAGAAGAAAUACGUGUGCAAGCCUAGGGUCAUGGUCACAGGCAAUGGCGAAAUUGUGCGUACCAAAGAAGACCUGGCUGCGGCGAACCAAGGCUGCAGUUGUACCAUCAUGUAG
This is a messenger RNA of Amoebophrya sp. A25, 6803 nucleotides long. The record is from the annotation of a GenBank genome assembly. NCBI's taxonomy places the organism in Eukaryota, Dinophyceae, Syndiniales, Amoebophryaceae.